AUGACUAUGGUGCUAUGGUACUAUACCUUAAAGAAACACAUGUACUUGGUAAAUAAUCAGCCAUUGGCUUUUUUUGUGAUGGCCUGUGCUCCGUUGUCGGGAAACUCCAAAUGUGUUGUUGUACUGGGUGUAAUGCAAUUCACGACAACAUAUAAACAGCCCUUAUGGAUUCGUGUGUGCAUGAGGUUGUCUAUAUGCCUAUACAGGAGAGCACUAAAACAAAACAGAAAACGAGGACUUGCUGAUGCCUUGGUUAUUUUCUGUGUUUUGCUUGACCUCUCGAGGUGGCACGUGAAUGUGAAAUGCCAAAGAAGUGAGUCUAUGUGA
Molecule: messenger RNA, 327 nt
Organism: Phycomyces blakesleeanus NRRL 1555(-)
Lineage: Eukaryota; Fungi; Mucoromycota; Mucoromycetes; Mucorales; Phycomycetaceae
Exons: 3
Coding region: 1-327 (108 amino acids)
Source: RefSeq, a predicted model, not a curated record